Messenger RNA from Clarias gariepinus (North African catfish), 4067 nucleotides. RefSeq names its product mitogen-activated protein kinase kinase kinase 19 (gene map3k19). Lineage: Eukaryota; Metazoa; Chordata; Actinopteri; Siluriformes; Clariidae. The coding region runs from base 1 to 4017 and encodes 1338 amino acids. The transcript has 13 exons. Gene Ontology annotation, molecular function: ATP binding; protein binding; protein kinase activity. The record is from RefSeq and is a predicted model, not a curated record. Gene Ontology annotation, biological process: protein phosphorylation.
AUGAAGACAGAGGAAAGACAUUUUAUGGAUCUGCUGUUAAAGGGGGACUUGGAAGCAGUUACUCGAGGAGUGCAAGAUGGACUUUUCUCCUGGGAAGAGCUGGACCAUCCUCACAACGCUCAGGGUGACACUCCUCUAAUCAGUGCCUGUCAGAUGGGCCUGGACGUGGUCAUGCAUUUUCUUUUGGGGAGAGGAGCAGAUGUAACCCUGUGCAACCACAGCAAUCAGACAGCACUGCAUGUGAGUCAGCCAGACCUACAGAAGGAGUUGUUGGACUCCUUGUUGAGCCCUUUAGCCCAUCGUGCUCAGCUCUUAGAGGUGGCCUGGAGAGGGGAUAUUGACGCCCUACAGCGCCUGCUGUUUGAGGCAGACUCUAUAGAUGUGAACGUCCAGAACCAGGAUGGCUUGACCCCACUGAUGCUGGCUGUUAGGGAUGUGGAUCUGUUUGAGGGAUUUCAGGACACCAUGGGAUUGGACUAUGAUCCUGUUAAAGUAGUGAAGACACUGCUGGCUCAGGCUGCAAAUACGGACAUCCAAGACCGAAAGGGCUUCACUGUUUUUACGUACAUCUCUCCGAUCAAGAGCUCAAUCAAAGAUGAGCUGCUCCAGAUCAUUUUAGAAGAUCAGACUCAGUCAGUGCCAGCGGACGUGGUGCCAGGGUUUCAUUUCCCUGCAGAACGCUGUAACCAUUCCCAAAGCAUCUCUUCUCCAAACCUGUUUUCCACCCUGGACAACGUGAGGGAUGCAAAGGAACCAUACGCAUAUAUUGAUGUUCAAGAAGAAGACAAAAAUUUCCACCAAGAUAAGAUCAUUGCCUUGUGCCUCCAAAGCACGACAGAGCCCAAGAUGAACAGCAAGGCAACUGGGUGGACAACAUUCCCAAGCUUGAAGGAGAGGAACAAAUGUUGGACCAGAUUUGGACUCCUGUAUACUACCUCUGAUGUUCCAGUAAAAACAUCUUUAGUACCCAUACCUCCAAGGCUUAAAGAGAAGACCAAAACCAUUCUCGAGACUCCUCCAGCACCACAUUACUCUCAGCUUAGCCAAUCCGCUCCAAGUCUGGGCCCCCUUGAUGCAAGCUUUCUACAACAAGUACAAACCAAUAUACAUAACAGGCUUAGUACCAGUGAUGUUAAUGGACAAAGGGGUUCACCCCCUGUUCUGUGCUCACGGACCCCAAAACAUUUGGCUCCACUUGACCCAGAGUACCAGGACGAGUGUGGGCUUUUAAACUUCCAGCGUCCACUGCCACCCAAGCCGACCAAUCUCUUAUCCAUUGGCUCCAAGGAAACAACAAAGAGGUUCUCCCGGUUGAGCUUCAGAACAUCAAGAGGCACAGGAAGGGGCAGUGAGGAGAGCAGCUGCAGCAGCCAAAGCUCUCUGGAUGAGGAGGAAGAAAACAGCUCUCAGGAGACAGGGCAGAUCUUUGGAGCCAUACAAAGAGCACACAUUGGUCUUUCAUCUGCUCAACAACUAAUGAAUUCUGAGACUACCGAACACAUAAAGUCCAAUAAAACGGAGGCUAUGAAAUCUAAAUUUAUGAGGUGUCAAAAACUUGAGGUAGAGAUGACGCAGCAGUCUGUAACAGAAUUUUCUAACCUUUUUAAGAGGGCUUUGGGGACACAACACAGAAGUGCCACUCAAGAUGUAUGUGAGGAGAAUAGGACAAUAUAUUCAGAAGAUGCUCCAAAAUUAAAAAAAAGUGUAGAGUUAAUACGACCUCUUUUAAAUAAAUUUGAUGGACCUGACGACACAAGCACAGAUGGCAGACAUGCACCUGGAGAGGGACAGACUUUUGUUGACAAUGAACAUGCCUCCUCCGUGAAUACUGCCUUACAUCCCACUCAGGAGGAAACCAGUAAUGCCAUUAAGAUAACCAGCGCUGAGGAAAUAAUAUGCAUAUCUUCUCACACUAUCCAAACAAUUAUCUUGGACCAAAUAAAUUUAAGACAGGGCUUUGGAAAGCCAGAAAGGAACAAAAGGAAUCAAGGAAUUAAGAAGAACAUAACAGGAGGUAAAAAGGUAAUAGGUAAGGUUAGUAGUGAGGAGAUUGGAUUGGACAAAUUGGAUUGGACAAAGAUGACACCUGUUAAAGAUGUUCCCAAACUCAAGGAGGGACCCUUGAACCAGAGGAGAAGGACUCCAGAGUCUCUACAUCAAGGAAGGUUGAAUGGAACAAAAAAAAUAUCAAACAAGCUCCAAAGUCAAAAGCAACUUCUCAACUGGGACACAAAGAAAACAGCAAGGCAAGGUAAAAGGCAAGGGAUUUUAGGUCCGCAGCGAACAAAAUCCUCUCUGGACCAUGUUAGCUACAGGGACAUGUUCGUGGAAAUCCAUCAGGCGGAUGAAGGACCAGCUAUUUUCGAAAUGUUUGCCACGCCAAUAUAUGAAAACCUUAGAGCAAGCAGUUCCGUAGGCAGGCCCAAGCAAGUGCAGUGUGCCCCUCAGUUUAAGAGACAGCUAAGUGGACAACAUAUAGCUCGCAAACCUAUAGAGGGUAACAGAAAGAAACAACGCAAGACUUCUAAAGGUAAAGAACGCAAGAAGAAGCAAAUCCAACCAGCUGAACUAGAAGACCACGGACAAGAUAUUGACCUGAAACAUGAUGUAGGUGUAAUACCUGGCACUGGGGGAAAUCAGAAUAGGAAGCAUCAAAUUCUGAUCAGUGAGGCAGAUAAGAGGCAUGGGUCAGACGUAGCAUUGCAGCCUGAAUGCAGUCCUGUGCUGUCAAUCAUCAAAGAAAUUCCUUCAGAUACAGAGUUAAGGAUAGCCUUUAAUAAUCAGCAAGAUUCCUCCAGCUCAAUUCGCUCAAACAGAAUACGCUAUCUUAGUAAGCAAUUCUUACAGGAUCGUAACAAUAAUAAGGAGGACAUCUUUGGAGACCAGCUCCCAUCACAACCCUUGAUCAACACGUGGACGACUGACAGGACAAAGUCACCUGUAUACCAGAGAUUUUUAGACGAAGUGGGUGAAGGGCCCAUUACGGACGAUUUGCUGAAACGUUUGGCCGAAGAAUUGAUUUCACUGGAAGAAAAAGAGGUGGAGACCCUGAAGUCAGAGAAUCCAGAAAUGACAAACGAUGCUUCAUCAAAACACAAGGAAAUCCUUUGUGAGGUUACUCCUUUGGACAAUCUGCUUCAUGCUGAGAGGUCCAGUGUAGAUGAGACAAUCACAUGGACCAAAGGGGAAAUUCUGGGUAGAGGUGCCUAUGGAACUGUGUACUGCGGACUCACGAGUCAAGGCCAGUUGAUUGCCGUCAAGCAAGUGACGUUAGACGUCUCCAAUUCACAGACAGCGAUGAAGGAAUACGAUUGCCUGGAGAGGGAGGUAGAUCUUCUGAAAAACCUUCAUCAUCACAACAUAGUGGGAUUCCUGGGCACAACUCUGUCAGGACACGUAAUCAGCAUUUUGAUGGAAUACAUCCCAGGAGGCUCCAUCUCCAGCGUCCUCAAUCGCUUCGGACCGUUACCGGAGAAGGUGUUCGCCUUGUACACGCGUCAGAUCUUAGAAGGCGUGAUUUACCUUCAUGGCAACAAAGUCAUUCACAGGGAUUUGAAAGGAAACAAUAUCAUGCUGAUGCCCAGUGGCAUCAUCAAGCUGAUCGAUUUCGGCUGUGCUCGACGCCUUAACUGUUUGACGCACAGCGGAAGCCGUAGCGAUUACUUAAAGUCUGUGCACGGAACACCGUACUGGAUGGCUCCUGAAGUGAUUAAUGAGACUGGUCAUGGCAAGAAAUCAGACAUCUGGAGCAUUGGGUGCACAGUCUUUGAAAUGGCCACGGGAAAGCCACCACUGGCACAUAUGGGCAAGAUGGCAGCGCUGUUCUAUAUCGGGGCACAAAAGGGUUUAAUGCCUUCACUGCCUGAUGACUGCUCUGAAGAAGCUAAAGACUUUGUACAAGCAUGUUUAAUCAAUGAUCAGAAACAGAGGCCAUCAGCAGCAGAUCUAUUACACCAUCCUUUUGUCUCUCACCUCUUGCAGCCUAUGGGUAGCACACCUUCAAACGCUCACCAAUAAGCUCAUCAGAAAAACUCAGUUUAAUCCGUACCAAUGUGUUUCUUGAAAAG